Messenger RNA from Geodia barretti, 2109 nucleotides. The record is from the annotation of a GenBank genome assembly. NCBI's taxonomy places the organism in Eukaryota, Metazoa, Porifera, Demospongiae, Tetractinellida, Geodiidae.
AUGAACCAUGCGAACCACGCCGACAUCGCGGAAGCGCCGCUCGUACAACUUGAAGACCUUGCCGUAACUUUCCUCACGCCGCGAGGGGCAUUUCGCGCAGUGCGCAGCGCGUCCCUUGAAAUCGCGCGAGGAGAGGUACUCGGACUUGUCGGCGAAUCGGGCUGCGGCAAAUCUACGGUCGCCUUUGCCAUGAUGAACUACCUUCCGGGCACCGCUCGGGUCGAGGGCGCCGUGCGGUUCGAGGGCAUGGAUAUUGCCGAAUUCAGCGACGCGGAACUGCGUGAACUCAGGGGUAAUCGCAUUGCUAUGGUCUAUCAGGACCCGCUCACAUCGCUCAGCCCUUCCAUGAGGGUCGGUCCGCAGAUAGAAGAGGUCAUUAAGCACCAUCUCGACUUGGACGCCGAGGCCGCGCAGCAACGCGUCGUCGAGCUUUUCGAGAGCGUCGGUCUAGCAGAUCCUCAGCGCAUGGGAAGGCGUUAUCCUCACCAGUUGAGCGGCGGCCAGCAGCAGCGCGUAGUCAUAGCAAUGGCACUCGCCUGCGACCCACAUCUGCUGAUUAUGGACGAGCCGACUACCGGCCUCGACGUCACCACAGAAGCGACAAUCCUCGACCUGAUAGUCGAGCUAAAGGACAGGGUCAACGCGGGCAUACUCUUCGUCAGCCACAACCUCGGCGUCAUAGCGAGAGUGGCGGACCGAGUAGCCGUCAUGUAUGCGGGCGAGAUAGUCGAAGAAGCCCCCGUCCGAGAGUUGUUCAAGAACCCUCGGCAUCCCUACACAGUCGGGCUGCUGUCAUGUGUUCCACAGCCGCCCGGCGACGAUGGCAUAGAGCGACAGCUCAGAAGCAUACCCGGCUCAGUCUUCGACGCGCAGAGCGCGCAGACAGAUUCCUGCCUAUUCGCACCACGCUGUCCUCUCGUUAAGGACGCAUGCCUUCAGUCGUCACCGCUGCCUGCUCAGGUAUCGGACGGCCACACAGCCCGCUGCUUCUAUCACUCCGAUGUCACCGAAGACCUAUGGGGCGAGUUGCGCGAAAGGCUGUUAAAGCCCGAGCCUGACGAUGCCGCGCCUGUACUCAACGCCGAAGACCUGAGAAAGUUCUACGGCGGCGGACGCAAGAAGUACAUCCUGUUCGGCCCGACCGUGCGCCGGCCGGUGCGGGCGCUCGUUGAUGUGGACAUGCGGGUCGAGGGCGGUCGCACCCUUGGAAUCGUCGGCGAGAGCGGGUCUGGCAAGAGCACCGCUGCGCGCGCAAUCGUGGGGCUUGAGGCCAAAGAUGGCGGCAAGCUCGAACUGCGCGGUCAAGCCCUGGAAGGCGAUGUUGGAGACCGCACCGAAGACCAGCGAUCUUCGAUGCGCAUGGUCUUCCAGAACCCGACUUCCUCGCUAAAUCCCAAGCUGCCCAUAAAGCACGCAAUUACCAGGGCGCUCCGGAAGUUCGCAGGCGUCAGCCACUCCGAAAGCCAGGAGCGCGCCGAGCAGCUUAUGAACGCCGUCGGACUAGAUCCCCUUUACCUCGACAGACGGCCGUCAGAACUGAGUGGCGGUCAGCAGCAGAGGGUCGCGCUCGCCAGCGCUUUCGCCGCCAACCCCGACCUCGUGGUCGCGGACGAGGCCGUGUCCGCGCUCGAUGUAUCGGUGCAGGCGCAGGUGCUUAACUUGCUGGAACAGCACCAGCGCGAGACCGGGAACUCCUAUGUCUUCAUCACGCACGAUCUCGGCGUCGUGCGCUAUGUAUCCGACGAUAUUCUCGUGCUGUACGCGGGGCAUGUCGCAGAGUACGGUCCUUCAGAGGCGGUUCUAUCCACGCCAUCUCACCCAUACACAGAGGCGCUCCUCUCCGCUGCGCCCGUCCCGGAUCCGGACGCCGAACCCACGCACAUACGACUCGAAGGCUCGGUGCCGACACUACGCUCCGCUUUCAAGGGUUGCUUCUUUGCGGGGAGAUGCCCAAGGAAGAUAGGCGACAUCUGCGACAACGAGCCGCCCCCUGAACAGCGUGGUCCCGGCGGCGAGCGCCACAUGAUAAACUGCCACAUCCCGGUUGAUGAACUGGAACAACUCCAGCGUGAAGACUCCGGUCGGCAAGUUGCCCGCAGCAGUAGCUAA